Molecule: messenger RNA, 1746 nt
Organism: Salvia miltiorrhiza (redroot sage)
Lineage: Eukaryota; Viridiplantae; Streptophyta; Magnoliopsida; Lamiales; Lamiaceae
Product: 26S proteasome non-ATPase regulatory subunit 12 homolog A-like
Exons: 11
Coding region: 207-1544 (445 amino acids)
Cellular component (GO): nuclear proteasome complex; proteasome regulatory particle, lid subcomplex; cytoplasm
Source: RefSeq, a predicted model, not a curated record
UUUUAUUCGCAAAAAGGCCUACAUGAUAAUAUUAUUGUUUAUGUAAAAGGUUUAUUGUGAAGCACUCUAGUGGAGCUUGACAGUCGCAUGGUAAAACACAUUUCAACUCUCUCAAUUUCCCAAAUCUCCCCUCUUUCUCUCUCUAGGGUUUUACUUUCAGCUGUUUGCACGAGAAAUCUCAAACUACUCGAAUCACUUCCAUCAAAAUGGGUGAUGGAGGGGGCAGUUUGGAGGCGAAAAUUGAGUCGCUGCUGAAUGUGGAGAAGCAGAUGAGGCAAGUUGGCGACGUCGCCGGCACACGGAAGGCCGCCACCGAUAUUCUGCAGCUAUGCUUCGAAGCCGGCGCGUGGCAGACACUCAACGAGCAGAUUCUGCUCAUUUCCAAGCGUCGAGGACAGUUGAAACAGGCUGUUCAAUCCAUGGUUCAACAAGCAAUGCAAUAUAUUGAUCAGACUCCAGAUGUUGAUACUAAAAUUGAGCUUAUCAAGACACUUAACAGUGUAUCGGCUGGGAAGAUUUAUGUUGAGAUAGAGAGAGCUCGCCUUAUUAAGAAACUCGCAAAGAUUAGGGAAGAACAAGGACUUAUAGCUGAUGCUGCAGAUUUAAUGCAAGAAGUUGCGGUGGAAACAUUUGGAGCCAUGGCAAAAACUGAAAAAAUACAUUACAUACUUGAGCAAGUCCGAUUAUGUUUAGACCGCCAAGACUAUGUCCGCGCUCAAAUACUCUCAAGAAAGAUAAAUCCUAGAGUUUUUGAGGCAGAUUCAUCAAAAGAAAAGAAGAAGCCCAAAGAAGGUGAAAGCAUUGUUGAAGAGGCUCCUGCUGAUAUUCCAUCGCUGUUGGAGUUGAAGCGGAUCUACUACCAAUUAAUGAUUAGGUAUUACUCUCACAACAAUGAUUACCUUGAAAUAUGUCGAUGCUACAAGUCGAUAUAUGAGAUCCCCUCUGUGAAAGAAGACUCAGCCCAGUGGAUACCGGUUUUGAGAAAAAUAUGCUGGUAUUUGGUCUUGUCUCCUCAUGAUCCUAUGCAAUCUAGUCUUCUUAACUCAACCCUGGAGGAUAAGAACCUGUCAGAAAUUCCUCAUUUCAGGUUGCUGUUGAAACAACUGGUUACCAUGGAGGUUAUUCAAUGGACGGCCCUGUGGGGCACAUUCGAAAAUGAGUUUGAGAAUGAAAAGAACAUACUUGGUGGUUCUUUGGGUGAAAAGGCAGCUGAGGAUUUGAAACUCAGAGUAAUAGAACAUAACAUCCUUGUUGUCUCCAAGUACUAUUCAAGGAUAAGCUUGAAGAGACUUGCAGAUCUAUUAUGCCUCACCGUCCAGGAAGCCGAGAAACAUCUCUCGGACAUGGUCGUCUCCAAGGCACUUGUGGCAAAGAUCGACAGGCCUCUGGGGGUGAUCUGUUUCCAAGCAGCUAAGGACAGCAACGACAUUUUGAACUCGUGGGCGUCGAACUUGGAGAAGCUACUCGACCUCGUGGAGAAGAGCUGCCACCAAAUCCACAAGGAGACAAUGGUCCACAAAGCUGCGCUGAGUUUGAAAAGUUGAACUUGCUUAUUCUGAAAACUUUAUAUUCAGUACGACCUUUUCUUGAUAGGAAAAAAUGGGUACAAAUUAAUCCCUUUUAUUCGGCCUUUGACAUUUUAAUCCUUCUACUUUUCAAGCGAUGCAUUCUUUGUUUUUGAAUCGAAGCAGGCUACUUGUAUGCUUUAUUUCGCAGGUUAAUUAAACGUCACAAAAAAAUUAUCUA